ACCAUACAUGGCUCUCAGACUUUGGGAGUUUGGUUCCUUAUAUACACUCGGAUCCUAGCUGUAGUUGAGUUUUCAUCGAAAUAUUGUGAUAUUCGAUUGUGGAUUAAGGAUUUUUGGUCUGGAAUUGAUAUGAAUUGAAAUAAUUGGAGGGCCGUUCAGGCUCAGGCUCCGGGAGGCGGUGAAGGUAGCGAAACGGCUGCCAGAGCUAUGGAUUCCGGUGAUUGGCGGACUCAACUUUUGCCUGAUUUGCGUCAAAGGAUUGGCAACAUGAUAAUGGAGACCUUAAAGAGACAUGUUUCUGUCUCUGGGCAAGAAAGAGUACAGGAGCUUAAGGAAAUUGCAGUGACGUUUGAAGAAAAGAUAUAUCCUACUGCUACAAGUCAGCAAGAUUAUCUUCAAAAGAUAUCUUCAAAGAUGUUGAUCGUGGAGACAAGAAGAUCUCAAAAUCUUAUUCAGCCAAAUCCUGCAAGUAGUCGUCAGAAUGCCCUUGGUCAAGGAUCGCACAACAUGCAAUCCCAAGUCAACAGCCAAGCACAGCAACUUCCUGUACCUACAGUGGCCAAUCAAACUCAAACACGACAACCACUGUUGCAGCAAAACCUUCAGAACAACAUGGCAUCAACUGGGCUGCAAAAUUCUGCUAGCUUGGCUCCUGCACUUCCUUCUAGACAAAACCUACCUGCUGUGGAUGAAAGCAAGAAUGUUGCAAAUGUGCCUGAAAUUUUCAAUGAAGCUAGUCCCAAUAAAUGAGAUAAGUGUAGAAUUUUAAGUGAAGUAAUUUACAAGUACAUUUUUGCUCUUGUUCUUUCUUUAUAGAUCUGUUCUUUCAAAUGGCUUCAACUGAAAGAGAGAACAAGAACUUGGCAACCAUGGCAAGCUCUUGUCCAUGGACUUUAGAUACUGGAUUAAGUCCCAAAUGUGAGAAAUGAAAAGGAUAAAAUAGUGUAAGCCGGGGAAUGGGUGUUAAACUUAUCUUCCACUUUUCCACUAUCUUCUACCAUUAGCUGACAAUAGCUUUUUCUCUUUAUUUUGUUGGUCUCGUGCUUAUUCCAGCUGUACGUCUGGGAUUAAAGGACAUAGACAUCAUAGAACUAAAACGAAUAAUAUGGGAAAAGAUAUUCGAAGAAGAAGAGGGAAGAAUUUGCUAUAGAAGAAAAAACUUACGAAAAUCCUGAAGGAUUAAAAAUAAAAAUAAUAUUUUCAAAUCUAGGAAGAAGAUACAAGAAGAUAGGGGAAAACUUAUAUCUAA
Molecule: messenger RNA, 1249 nt
Organism: Solanum tuberosum (potato)
Lineage: Eukaryota; Viridiplantae; Streptophyta; Magnoliopsida; Solanales; Solanaceae
Product: mediator of RNA polymerase II transcription subunit 15a-like
Exons: 5
Coding region: 208-750 (180 amino acids)
Biological process (GO): regulation of DNA-templated transcription
Molecular function (GO): transcription coactivator activity; chromatin DNA binding
Source: RefSeq, a predicted model, not a curated record